Larimichthys crocea (large yellow croaker) is the source of this 6531-nucleotide messenger RNA. RefSeq names its product MAM domain containing glycosylphosphatidylinositol anchor 2a (gene mdga2a). Bases 497 to 3418 code for a protein of 973 amino acids. Gene Ontology annotation, biological process: synapse organization; homophilic cell-cell adhesion. NCBI's taxonomy places the organism in Eukaryota, Metazoa, Chordata, Actinopteri, Sciaenidae. Gene Ontology annotation, molecular function: protein binding; axon guidance receptor activity. The transcript is spliced from 17 exons. Gene Ontology annotation, cellular component: neuronal cell body; axon; plasma membrane. The record is from RefSeq and is a predicted model, not a curated record.
CCUGUCCACUCUGUGUGACUCGACGCAGGGGCAGGGGGACUUGUGAGCAUCGUACCGGUCGGAGGAUUCUGGUGCACCGACGCUGUUUUUGUUUAAUUUUAAUCUUUUCUUUCUACAAUGUCACCAUCAAGGAGACGCGGCUGAGGCACCUGCCCUUCUUCUCGGCUCUGCGCUGACCGUCAUCCUCGUCAACUGUUUCUGACGGUUUUAGCUAUCGUUAGCCCCGGUAUGAGCAGAACCGGACCUUCCUGUCAGGUCUGACCGGGGUUUGGGGGGGUGGCGGAGGCGUGCUGGUGGGGACACGUUUGGAUUUUUGGAUGAGAACCGGUCACCGGGCCGGAUUCCGUGCGGAGGGACGCCGGCUGGAGCGGAAGAGGAGGAGGAGGGAGGAGCAGCAUCAGCAUCAGCAGCGGCAGCGGCAGCUGCGGGGAACCGAUUUGACAACCUCAUCCCCGGGGGGAGAGAAGCAGCGAGGCGGCCAGAGGAGGAUGUGAAGAUGGGUUUAGUUUUCGGUCUCCUGUGGCUGUUCACCGGCUUCCUGCAGAGCGUGCACGGCCAGGGCGUGUACGCGCCCCCUACUGUGCGCAUCGUGCACUCGGGUCAAGCCUGUAAUGUGGAGGAGGAGCGCUACAGUGAGAGGGUUUACACCAUCAAAGAGGGCGAGACUCUGGAGCUGCAGUGUCUGGUGACGGGACAUCCCCGACCACAGAUCCGUUGGACUAAGACGGCGGGCGGAGCCUCGGACCGUCAGGGCGACGCGUCUCUGCACAACGAAACUCUGAAGAUCGAGAACAUCAGCCGCCACCAAGGUGGGCGCUACUACUGCAAGGCUGAGAACGGACUGGGAUCCCCCGCCAUCCGCUCUAUACGAGUCGACGUCUACUACCUGGAUGACCCGGUGAUAACAGUACAUCAGAGUGUCGGUGAGGCGAAGGAGCAGUUCUACUUUGAGAGGACGGUGUUUCUUCGCUGUGUCGCCAACUCCAACCCACCCGUUCACUACACCUGGAGGCGAGGCCGGGAUGCGCUGACACAGGGCUCCGACUCAGGGGUGGAGAUCUACGAGCCGUUUUUUACGCAGGGUGAGACGAAAAUCUUGAAGCUGAAGAAUCUUCGUCCUCAGGAUUAUGCCCAAUACACCUGCAUCUCGUCCGUCAGGAACGUCUGCAGCAUCGGAGACAAGAGCGCCCACUUCAGUCUGAACAACAGGACAGCUCAGCCUUCCAUUAAGCUCCUCCUGGACGACCCCUUGGUGGUGAACCCGGGGGAGACGAUCACUCUGGUGUGUGUGGUGUCAGGCGGAGACCCCCCUCCCACCCUGAAGUGGGUGAGGCUGGGAGGGGAGGAGCUCCCAAAGAGGAGUGUCGUCCACGGCGGGACACUGACCAUUCCAGCCGUCACUGUGGACGACGGCGGGGCGUACAGCUGCACGGCAUCCAACAACGUGGGCAAUCCUGCCAAGAAGUCCACCACCAUACUGGUCAGAGGCCUUCGUAAAGGUCGGUUCUGGAUCACGCCCGACCCAUACCACAACGACGACAACAUCCAGAUAGGCCGGGAGGUGAAGAUCAGCUGCCAGGUGGAGGCCACGCCGCCGGAGGAGCUGCAGUUCAGCUGGUUGAAGAACGGUCGGCCGCUGAGGAGCUCCGAGCGGAUGGUCAUCACCCACACCGACACAGAUGUUUCACCAGGGACCACCAACCUCGACAUCAUCGACCUCAAGUUCACCGACUUCGGCACGUACACGUGUGUCGCGUCGCUGAGAAACGGAGGAACCCCGGAGAUCAGCAUCGACGUCAACAUCUCAUCCACCACAGUUCCUCCCGAGCUCACUGUCCCAAGGGGGCGCUCUCACCUCAUCGCUCAGGAGGGCGACACCGUGGACCUGCAGUGUCUGGUCUCAGGAAAACCCAAACCUAUCAUCCUGUGGUCACGGGUGGAGGAGAGCAGUGGCGCAGCGGCAGCGGUGGUGGCGCCGUCUCUGAUGCCGGACGGCUCAGUCGAGAUGGAGAGCUAUGACGGUGUCCUGAGGAUCAACAACGUGACGAGAGAGAUGAGCGGGACGUACCGAUGCCAGACAAGCCAGUACAACGGCUUCAACGUGAAACCCAGAGAGGCGUUGAUCCAGCUGGUGGUGCAGUUCCCGCCCAACGUGGAGCCGGUGUACACUGAGAUCCGUCAGGCUCUCGGCCGGGCGUUCAGCCUCACCUGCCGCCUGCUGCGAGCUCACCCAGCCCGCCUGCUGCGAUACGAGUGGAAGCUGGGGUCUCGCCUCCUAACUGUCGGACAGUUCAACGACCAGCGCGACGACACCAACUACCUAGUCAGAGCCCUGAACCGAGAGGGCUACGGCGAGUACACAUGUGACAUCACCAACGAGGCUGGGGCAGGGCGCUGCACCUUCCUGGUCACAGGGAAGGCCUAUGCUCCGGAGUUUUACUACGACACGUACAGCGCUGUGUGGCAGAAGCAACCUCGAGUCUACAACUUCAAGCUGCAGUGGACACAGAUGGAGCCCAACGCCGUGGACCGGAUCCUGGCCUACAGACUGGGCUUCAGACAGAUGGGUCAGUCUCGCUGGUGGGAGCAGGAGAUACCCAUGGAGGGAACCAUCCAGAAGGGGGAGCUGCUCACCUACAACCUCACUGAACUCAUCAAACCUGACUCUUACCUGGUCCGCCUCACCCCCAUCACCCGCUAUGGAGAAGGCGACCCCACCGAACGCAUCAUCACAUACAGCGCUCCUGUUAACCCACAUCUCAGGGAGUUCCAGUGUGGUUUCGAGGAUGAGGCGAUGUGUUUGUUCUCUCAGGACAAAACAGACGAGUUUGACUGGACGCGUCACAGCGCCGCCACACGGGACACCAAAUACACCCCGAACACUGGACCAAGCUCCGACCACACCGGCUCCAAGCAGGGUUUCUACAUGUACAUCGAGACAUCAAGGCCCAGGCUGGAUGGAGACAAGGCCCGGCUGCUGUCUCCUACCUUCAACAUGAACUCCAAGACCACCUCCUCCUCCUCCUCCUCCUCCUCUGUCACCAACAACCCCACCUACUGCUUUGCCUUCUACUACCACAUGUAUGGGAAGCACAUAGGAGCUCUGAAUGUGUUUCUGCGUCAGAAAGCUCAGACGGUGACCGACACCUCAGUCUGGAGUCUGACCGGUAACCAAGGAGACCGCUGGCGGCAAGCUAAGGUCAACAUCCACCCAACAACAGCCUUCCAGAUCGUGAUGGAGGGAGUUCGAGGAUCCGGCAUCGAGGGAGACAUUGCCAUUGAUGAUGUCACCAUUGAGGAGGGCGAAUGUAAAGAUCCUCCACCCAAUAAUCUAAGGUCUCUCGCCCCACCCUUAUCACACCAUAUAUGGCAGCUGUGUGUCACUCUGAGUCUGGCUCUGAUUGGCCAGCAGAGGUGACCCCCCCUCCCUCUCUCUAGAAGACGUCAUAACUUUUGACCCCGCCCCUCCCCUAACCUCCCCUCCCCUCUCCUCUCCAACCUCCUCUCCUCUCUCCUAACCUUCCCAUCCAGUCCUGUCACCCUCCAACUACCAAAGAGACGGUCAGAGCGACAGAGAGACUUCCUGCCAAGAUGGCUGACACAAAAGGAGGAGAAAUGGUGAUUUAAAGGAGCAGUCCAACAUUUUAGUGAAGUUAGAGAGUUUAAACGGUUAGACUAACUGUUUCCAACUGCCUCCAGUCUUUAUGCUAAGCUAACCAUGUCCCGACUCCAGACACUGAACAUCUUGCUCUCAGGCAGACAGAAUAUGUUUUUACGCAAAAUGGUAAACUUUCCCUUUAAAUGUGGGUCACACAGAGCGAGCUCCUGUCAUCAUUAAACUGGACCGCUUUUCAGAUAACAUGUAGACAUCGUUGAGACUGAAUCAGGUCUUAUCGUCUGAUUGGCCUGCAGUCUUCUGCAAAAGUUGAAUCUCAUUCAGCUUCUCCGUCGUAUCUUACUGCAUAUUUUUCGGCCUCUCCGUUGCAGCCAAAACACAAUCAAUGUGUUUUCGCCAUCGGGCCCAACUGUGGAAAUUUCCCCAAUACAGGUCUCUUAUUUACCUGAUGACCUCAGAUUACUGCAGAAAGUUGACUGAACUCUAAAGUCCUGUGUGUUAGAUUAAGAAUCUUCAUAACUGUUUUCAUAAGUUUAAUCAGCUGAAAAAGAGACUUGUGUUUUUGUAACAUCUUGAAUGGACAAACUAAACUCGACAAAAACUAUGAUAGAUAAAAUGACUAAAACAAAACGUUUAAUCGAAGACUGAGACUAAAUCUGUAACAGCUACCAGAAACAGGUCUAUGACCAGAUGUUCAUCCAUCAUUGUUUUUGAAACUUAAUCUUUUUUUUGGUGUUUCACCAUUGGUUUUCAGAUGAAACUGGUCGAUCUUUCAGCUCAGUGCCACAAAGCGCAGAAAAACAGGAAAAAAGAGGAAAGAACAGUUUGAAUGUCACCUUUCCUGACCUCCCCUGUCCUCUCAUCAGAAAUUCUCCCCCCGUCUGUACUCCCCCUCUCUACAGAUCAACAGUACUGUAUCGCAAGCUGGAUGGACAAACGGCAGUCUCUCUUUUUAUUUUGGGGGGGUGGUAACUUUUUACAACGGGUGGACUGACAGAGUUUUUAACUUUUAGAUCUUAUUUUGACGUCUGUCUGUCUGCGGCAGAUGAAGGAGGAGAGCCCGCCCUCUGCCAUGACAUCAAGUGCCUUCAGAUUUCAGAGGAAAAAAUUGCCGGGCCGAGGGCCAUCGUCAUCGUCACAGAGGCGAAACAAAAAGACAAAAACCUCGGACAUCGAUAUGUCUUAAUGACCGAGGAGGAAAUAACGGAUAAACAGAAACCUCUCCUGUCUGAUUAUGCAGAGAAUCAGUUUCUUACAGAUAUUUUUCUUUUUACGCUGACGAGGAUUCUGGGAAAAAAGGAAGCCAUGUUGGAUGUCAAUAAGAAGAGGCAGCAAAGAAGAAGCCAUGGACAGGAAAUACUCUUGAAGCUCUUUGAUUUAUUUAGCAAUUUAAAUAACAAAACAACAUGCAAUCAUAAUCUGAGGCUCUGCAACUUGAUAUUUCAAAAUAAAAGACUUCCUGUUGGAGGAUUUUUAGCCCUAUGACAAUUGGAUCAAGCAUUUGGUCUCUCAGAACUAUUUUAGUAUUUUAAAAUAAAAGUUUUCAGAAGGACGCAAAGACUUUGAUGCUACCUGAGACCAUCGGUUACCUUAAACUAUAAACAGUUGGAGCUUUUGGAAGGAAAAAGAAAAAUGUAAAAUCAAAUCUUAUAUUGUUCCUAUGAUAUUAUAAAGACUGGAGAAUCUUUGUUUUGCUGUUUUUAACAAGGGUGGGGUUUUUAGUUCACGUUCAUUAUUUUGUUUCCCUUUUUUGUGGAAAAAUGAUUUAAAAUCCUGUGGUAAUGAUUUUGUUUUUAAUUUCAGGGAGUUGGUGAUUGAGUUCAAUUCGAGAGCAAACGGAUUUGAUACACAUCCUGAUAAAAACAAAAAUCCACCGAAAGGAUUCAUUAAAAAAAAAAAGCACAAAAAACAAAACAAAAAUGUAUUUAGUUAAACAGAUCCAACAGUACAUGCUUGCAUCAUCGUAUGGAAGCUCAUUUUCGCCCAGAAAAGAAAAAGUUCAUCAAGACACUGGACUUCCUUUUUUGUACUUUACUUCCUUUCAUGUUCUUAUUUUUUGACUUGAGAAGUUAAUUGAGUAAUAAUUAAAUAAUGAAGUAUUUUUGACUUCUUUUUCUAAUUUUGAGUUAAAAAUUAUAUACAUGAAUAUCAUAUUAUGGUUCUGAAUUUUCCCAACAUUUUGUUUUUCAUUUUCCAUUAUUUUAAAUGAAGUUUCGGUUUGUAUUAAAGUCAUAAUUUUGACUUGACGUUUAUUUAUUUUUUGUUAUUUCUUAGUAAAUGGCAUAUUGUUAUACACAAAUUGUUUUCAGGUACACCUCAUAUUAAAUUUGGGAGACUCCAGAAUCUAAAAAAAUCAACAAAUAAAAACAAAACAAACAGAGGAAAAAUUGUCAUGUCACUUGUUUUGUUUUUUCUUUGGCACACAUGGGCUUUCAUACGACAUGCUUUCACAGAAAAACCACACAACUGCCAUUUUGAUUCACGUGGUUUCCCAACAUCUGUGAAUAAAUCAUUUUAACUUGCCAUACAGAGCAUCUUUAGGUUCUUUAAUGUAAUGAAUAUCUGGUGGGAUACAGGGCAGGAAGUUAGAGAUAAUGAUUUACUGUUGAGUGGAUCCUGAACAUUUAUCUCUCAGUCGUUGGUAGAUGUCCACAUUUUAAAAAGUUAAUUUCCUGCCUUGGUGGGCUGUCAUUUUCCGGUGGGUGGACAUGACUCUGCAUACCCAUCCUUAAAAAUGUUUUUUCUUUUGGAAAAAAAUCAACAAAAGAAACAUGUUUCUUGUUGGAGUUUCACAACACAACAAUGAAAAAAAAAAUCAUCUCAGCCACACUCAGUCAUUCAGCAGGAGAUCCAUUACAUAACUGAUACCCUCAGAUAAAUAUCAUUUAUUUUUAAUGUUUUGUUGAUUUUUUUCC